Dissoconium aciculare CBS 342.82 is the source of this 1106-nucleotide messenger RNA. RefSeq lists its product as uncharacterized. The transcript has 3 exons. Lineage: Eukaryota; Fungi; Ascomycota; Dothideomycetes; Mycosphaerellales; Dissoconiaceae. The record is from RefSeq and is a predicted model, not a curated record. The coding region runs from base 137 to 988 and encodes 283 amino acids.
AAAAAAAAAUGAAGUUUGCGCGGGAAUUUGGGGUUGGCUAGGGUAUACAGACACGCUCGCGUCGCGAAUGUCACGACGCCGAUAGCUAUCAGCGCGCAUGCGAGGUGCAUAUAGUACAGCCAUUUGGUACAACAUCAUGGAGCUAUUUCAGAAAUACUUCUUACAUAACCAGGCUUACCAGGUCAUAAUCUGUAAGCAGUGUCAAUAUGCCGUUAGCCCGGCCCAUAUUCAAGGCUAUUUGCAAGAGAAACACAAGAGCACCACUGUUCGGCAACGAGUCGACAUCGCAGCGUUUGUUCAGCGUCUGCCCCAUGUCGCACAGACGCCCGACAAGGUUAAGUAUCCCGAUGCGAGUAGUCCGCCCAUCGCCGGCAUUCCCGUAUAUCCCAAUGGACAUCGAUGCGUGUUCAACGUCGACGGCCGCGAAUGCAAUGUCACAUACCGCGAACGCACGGGCAUUCAGAAGCAUUGCAAGGACCAGCAUAAUUAUCAGAGUACCCGAGCAAAAGGCCGACCGGAUUUCGAUGCCGUCCACCGUCCACUAUGGGAAACGAACCAACCAUGCCAACGUUUGUUCCGUACAGGCAAAUGGCAAAAGGUAUUUCCCGUCCAGGUCGUGCCCUAUGCCGGCCCAGCCUUAGAACACACCGGAUGGGAGCGUCAUUUAUCGAACGAUUAUCGACGAUGGAUCACCGAAUGCGUCAAGGCCGAGCCUAAUGUCGACAAAGUGCAGGCAUGUUUAGAAGACGAUGCCGCCCCAUUCGCCCCCGAAUCGGAGCAGGCGUUGUCGCGGGCGUGUGACGGUACCAUAGUGUUGAUCCGUCGUUCGUUCCAAGCCAGCCGGGUAGAGAUCGUCGGACGACAUGCGUUGCAUUGCGUCAAUCGCCGGGAGACCGGCGCCGACAACAACAACACGCCAUUUUACGGCAAACAGAAGGUGCAGACGAUCCUUCGGCAUUUUGGAUUGCCAUGUUCGAUCACGAGUUGAAGGACAAUGAGUACGUCAAUGGCAUGUUAAGCGGGUUGGCCGUAUUAGGCACAUGCGGCGAGCGGAACGGGUGGGUGCCCGCCAUUUCUUACACGACUACAUUGGCCGCGGUAAUCAC